This is a messenger RNA of Nylanderia fulva, 740 nucleotides long. The record is from RefSeq and is a predicted model, not a curated record. Lineage: Eukaryota; Metazoa; Arthropoda; Insecta; Hymenoptera; Formicidae.
UUCUUUUCGAUAUCUAUGUUAAUAAGUAUCUUCUAAUGUUAUAUUCGAUAUUUCUUUAUCGGAUAUUACGUUUUUUUUAUUUGCCAGUGAUAUCAUCCAUCAUUAUCAUGAUAGAGGAGGACUGGUUAAGGCUAAAGUUAGACACAGAGAGAGAUGUAAUGAUAAAGCGCGCUUGGAUCGCCCGAUUAGUUACAAUUUUUGCCGCUGUUGUAACAAUACCGGCAUAUACUUGUCUUAUUAUUAUACCUUAUUUCCACUCACCACUUAGACAGUUGACAAAUCUCACGGAUCGGAACAAGCCUUUACCUCUGCAAACUUAUUAUGUUUACGACACUGAUAAAAGUCUGCAAUUUGAGGUGACGUUUUUUGCUCAAGCCUUAGCAGUUCUGCUGGCAAUAUGCAUUUACAUUGGGGUAAGUGGAUUUUUGGGAUUUGCGAUUCUUCACAUGGAUGGUCAGUUGGAGAAUUUCAAACAUCAACUAAACAGUUUGACUUCAUGCAAAGAUUUCAAUAAAGCUCUGAGUAGUUGCAUAUUCACUCAUUUACGUCUGAUCAGAUUUGCCAAUAAUGUCGAAAAUACAUUUACACUAAUAUUAUUUGUGAUUGUGAUUACUGACGAAAAUAUGAACACCGCAAUGUUGUCACAAUUAAGUUAUGCGUUAAUAACUGUCAUUUCUCAGCUUAUGCAAAUGUUUAUUUACUGCUUUGGCGGAGAUUUAAUAUCUGCACAAGGCGGAUGA